Hibiscus syriacus is the source of this 1976-nucleotide messenger RNA. Its product is annotated as probable eukaryotic translation initiation factor 5-1. Gene Ontology annotation, cellular component: cytosol. The coding region runs from base 439 to 1782 and encodes 447 amino acids. Lineage: Eukaryota; Viridiplantae; Streptophyta; Magnoliopsida; Malvales; Malvaceae. Gene Ontology annotation, biological process: formation of translation preinitiation complex; formation of cytoplasmic translation initiation complex; translational initiation. Gene Ontology annotation, molecular function: eukaryotic initiation factor eIF2 binding; translation initiation factor activity; GDP-dissociation inhibitor activity. The transcript has 2 exons. The record is from RefSeq and is a predicted model, not a curated record.
CUCCACAACAAGAAUCCCAUAAUAUAUCUUAAACAAAGCUUCAGCCUUGGCUUCUCUUUCACAAAUUCCAAAUCUUAUAUUGUCCCCUUGUUUUCCUCAUCUCAUCAAAGGACGUUGGCAGCUCUCUGUGCUGUGUCUACAGUCUUCAAAGUGGAGGGGAUUACUUUUGAGUCGUCUUUUAUGUCUGAACGUGCUUCUCUCUUUCUGUCAUCAAUUGGAUUGCUCGGAGAAUACUGUCCCACUUCUAGAAAAAAGAAUAGACCUUUCUCUUCUGAAGGUAUCUGCAUACAUAUUGAGGCCAAUAACACAAAAACUUGGCUUCUGUUUUAUGCGACCUAUUCUAAGUGUGAGAAAGGUUUCUGUUAAAGGAUAUCUCACCACGAUCGAAAACACCAGUAUCUGAUCCCUCCUUCGUGAUUUUGCCACAGUUUGAUCAAGAUGGCUUUGCAAAAUAUUGGUGCUUCCAAUAGUGAGGAUGCCUUUUAUAGGUAUAAGAUGCCGAAAAUGAUAACCAAGAUUGAAGGGAGAGGAAAUGGCAUCAAGACUAAUGUGGUUAACAUGGUUGAGAUUGCAAAGGCUUUGGCUAGACCUGCUUCUUACACUACAAAGUAUUUUGGUUGUGAACUCGGAGCCCAAUCCAAAUUUGAUGAGAAGACUGGAACUUCACUCGUAAAUGGUGCCCAUGAUACUGCGAAGCUUGCUGGGCUUCUUGAGAACUUUAUUAAGAAGUUUGUUCAGUGCUAUGGUUGUGGGAACCCUGAAACUGAGAUUGUUAUUACUAAGACACAGAUGAUUACUCUGAAAUGUGCUGCUUGUGGGUUUGUUUCUGAUGUUGAUAUGAGGGAUAAGCUUACGACUUUCAUUCUUAAGAACCCACCCGAGGCGAAGAAGUCGUCGAAAGAUAAGAAGGCAAUGAGGAGGGCUGAAAAGGAAAGGCUCAAGGAGGGUGAAGCUGCUGAUGAAGAGCUGAAGAAGAUUAAAAAAGAGGCGAAAAAGAAGGGCACCACUGCUACUUCAAAGGUUGCUGUUUCGAAAGGUGUAGUAACCAAGAAGAAAAGCAAACAUUCUGAUGAAGAUCGUUCCCCUGAACACAGUCAGUCAGAUGAGAAUGAACGUGUUGCCAGUGAUGAUGAUGAUGAUAAUAUUCAAUGGCAAACUGAUACUUCACUCGAGGCUGCUCAGCAACGUAUCCAAGAGCAGUUGAGUGCUGUUACUGCAGAUAUGGUGAUGCUUUCGACCAAUGAAGAGAAGAAAAAGUCAGUGAAGAAGUCUCCCGAGAAUGAAGCCAAGGUAAGCGAAAACAGUGUCAGUAUCCAUUAUAAACUCAUUGAUGAGAUUAAUGAACACAUCAGGAAGGGUUCGUCUCCAACUCAGCUUAAAUCCUUCCUAUGUUCACUCUCCGGAACCUCCCAAGAAGUCAUGGAUGCUCUAUUUAUAGUACUCUUUAACAAUGUGGGAAAGGGUUUUGCGAAAGAAGUAACCAAAAAGAAGAACUACCUUGUAGCAGCAGUAGCGGCAGCAGCCAAAGCAGAAGAGGGAUGUCAGAUGGUGUUUCUCCGUUCUCUCGAGUCUUUCUGCGGCAAGGCUAGCCCCGAGGCAGCAAAGGAGGUGGCAUUGGUUCUUAAAGUGCUGUAUGAUGAUGACAUUUUGGAAGAAGAAUCCAUCGUGGAAUGGUACCACAAGGGUGUGGCUGGUAACAAUAAGAGUCUACGGAUUUGGAAGAACGUCAAGCCCUUCAUCGAGUGGCUCCAAACUGCCGAGUCCGAGUCGGAAGAUGAGUGAAUCCUGAAGCUCUUGUUUGGUUUCAUUAUUAUGUUAUGCUUUUACUGUCGUGUUUACUUUAAAUAGAGAAGAGCGAGCUAGCUCUCGUAUAUUCUCUUCGUUGUUCUACGGUUUAUUAUGUACUGUUUGGAACUUAUUGUGGAUUGUUUGUGUGAUAAGUUGAUUGGAUUAAUGUUUAAUUUUUAUUGUGGGUU